AUGAAAUAAACUUAUGCAGUAGAUGAAACAAAGGGGUUCGUUUUUAUGAGUCUUUCUGAGAAUAUUGGCCAAAUUGUUAAAGUUUCCAAUAACUUUGAAAAAAUAGUAAAAAUAUUAAAUAAUAAGCAAGCCAUUGGUAAAAAUAUUAACUUUCUCUAACCUAGUGUAAUAUCUAAAUGUCAUGAUUAAAUUUUGUAAAGUUUUCUAAAUAAAAGAAAUAAAAUCAACAAAACUGCCCAUCUUUAUCCUGUUAUCGGAAUUGAUAAAGAUUACUGGGCUAUACCAUAUGAUAUAAAACUUCAACCAUGCUAAUUAGAAAACUAUAAUUUUGGUAUUUGUGCAUAAAUUAGUUAGAUAAAUGACAAUAAAAUGUACAUUUUAGUUGAUAAGAAAUAAAAUUUUUAAAUAUCUACCAUUUCAUGCCAAUUUUAUUCAUAAAUCUUAUCUGAAUCAAUACCAAAAUAAAAUAUUUCUUAGAUAAGCCUUAGUUCUCUUAUUCCUUGCUUCCCUGCUAUAUUUCAUGUAUACCAAUAAAAUAUUAAAAAAUAAAUUGAUGAUAAAUCAGUUGACAGAGAAUUCACAACAAUAUUGUUUAAACCAAACAGCUAUGAAUAAUUGAUUAAACUUUAAAGUCUGGUUUUUGAUUAUAAAAAAGCUUAUUAAUUGUUAGAUUAUUAAAUAUUUGGGGUUAAAGGAGAUAUUUAUCAUAUCUAGAAUGAGCAUAUUGAAAUAAUUUAAAUUAAAAUAAAUGAAGUAGUUUAGAUAUUUGAUGAUAAUUUAAAAAUUGAACAAUUGAAUUAACUAUAAAAUUGGAUGGAAUUAAACAAACCUGAAGCAGAAUCAACUCCACAUUCUUUUAAUUAAAUGGCAAAUGAGUUAUUUAAUUAGCUUUCUGAAAAUUAUAAUAAUUAGGGCUUUGUUGAAUGCAGCCAGAUUUCUCAAGAGGGGGUAAAAGAAAUAGUGAAUCUUAGAAAAAUUGAAUUCUAAAACUCGUUUGAAACAGGAGCUCUUCUAUCUCCUUAAUUUAGGCAAAAGAUUUCUUUAAGUGAAGAAAGAAUAUUUAAUGAGUAAUAUUUGUAAGAAAAUACAAGAUUGCUAUAGGCUAAUUCUAAUGCACAUAAAAAUGUUAGCAUAACUUAAAAUAAUAUUUAACUUAAUCCUUUAAAUACUGGUGAAAAAGAUUUCUAAUCCUACCUGAGCAAUUAAGAGAUAUAUUCUAUAAGAAAUAAUGAAUUUUAUUAAAUAAAAAAUAGUGAAUUAAGAUUUUCUACAGCAUAAAGAGCAGCAUUUCUAUCUGAAUACAACACUUUAGAUACUCUUAGAAAUAAAUAGAGUGGAUUGAAUUAUUUUAUUGAUAAUUAAUAAGUAAAAGCAAAAAAUUAGUAGAAUUGCUAAAAAUAAUUCAGUAGUGACAUUAAAGAAAGCUAAUUAUUUUCGUCUAAUGAAUAAUAAUUAGAAUUAAAAUUAGAAACAAGUAUGCAUUCUUCUAAAUAAAGCUCAGUUUUAAGCUUAAAUGAAUAAUUGUAAAACUAAAAAAACGAUUAUCAAAAUGUUAGUUGGGGUUCUUAAAUAAAAAGCCCUAUGGGAGAAGUACUUUCAGAUAGGCUAUUUGCACUUCUUAUCUAGACUCCUCCAUUUAAUUUUUCUGGAUAAGAACAAAUUUAAUUAUUCAAAAGAAUUUAACAAUAAUAAAUAAAAAAUUAUAACACUAUUAAAAACUUAAUGAUCAGAUUUAUAUAAUCCGAUAAGAGCAAAACAGACCUUUAUAAUUUCGUACUUAAUAAUUAGUUUAAUUAUGUAUUUGUCAGUUCAAAUACAACUUUAUCAUAGACAAAUCUAAAUUUUGGUUACUCUUUGUUAAUAAAUUUUGCUCAAUUGUUCUUUGUGAGCAAUAAUUAAGAUCCUCAAUCAUUAAACCAAAACUAAAUUUCUUAAAAUUAUAUUUCUAAUUAUAACUUAUUGACUAACAUCACUAAAGAAGUUUCUAAUAAAGUAAACUAAACUUUUGAUUAAAACGAAGAAAUUGUUCUUGCAUUUUUAAUAGCAAUUGCAGUAACUACUUUUAUAUUCGCCCUCACUUUUCCUAUUAUAAACUAUUACUUCCUGCAAAAGAUCUAGAUUAUAUUAAAAUUAUUUGCUACUCUUACACCAAAAAACUUAAUUUUUAUGAUUAAAGAAAUUACAAAUUGCUUACAUUUAAUAGAAUCAAAUUCUCUUAAUUAAGAUGAUAAAUUUACACAAACAAAAAAUAAAAUGUCAAGCUAAUAAAAUCUUUAAAAACAUAUUGAAGAUCAAAUUUAAAAAAAGAAAAAUAUAAGUGCUACAAAUAGUAUCCAUGAGUUUAAAAUUAAAGUUGCUAUCUUAUCUCUAUCUUUUUUCUUAUUGGCUUAGGUUGCCAGCGUGACAAAUUAUUUUUUACUAAAUAAUUUUAUAUAAUAGGAGAAAGUCAAUAGAAAAUUUAUAGAUGAUUUAAUGAUGGUUAGUGAUUAUCAAACUGCAACUCAAGAAUAUAUCGAUCUAGCCUUAAAUGAUGCAUAUUAAAACCAAAAAUACCUUACAAUUUUGAAUGACUUGGUUAACUAAUUAUAUGAUUAGGAUAUAUAAUCUGAUUUUAAAGAAUAUUCUAUUCAAGUUUUCUAAUAAAAUGCUUGCUAGGCAGUUAGUGAAAACUAAAAUCUUAUAAAAUAAGAGUUUAAUAAUGCUCAAAAUUUAUAUGCAAGAAUCUAUUUUUAAUAUGUAGUUGAAAGUUUGGUGUAGAAAAUGACAGAAAUAACAUAUAAUCACUACGAUAAUAUGAUUAAAAUGAAUUAUAUUUACUUAUUUUUAGCUAUAAGUGAUUUAAUGAAUGUUUAUGAGUUCUGCAUCACUACUAGUGCAUUAAGAAUUCCUUUGAUUAUUUAUAAGUUGCAAGACCAUUUAUCCUAAACCUAUAUAGAUCUGAUUAAUUAGAAACUAUAAAUGGCAGACGGAAUCUUAAAAACAAUAUAUAAUUUAGUAAAUAAAGUAUAUAACGAUAAAAGAUAUGAAUAAUAAUCUUUUAAAAAUUUUGUGAUGUAAGCCUUACAAGACGAUUCUUGUUUAGUAAUUUAAUAAAAUCUAAAUCUUUUGGAUAAUCCAUAAUUUUCGUUGGAAUUAUGCAAUUCAAUUGCUAAUGGAGUUUUUUAAUAAGGACUUAUUUAAGUGGUAAAAUUACAUACAGACUUGUACUCAUAACGAUCUCCUGAAAUUUUAAAAUCUGACAUGUAAAACUUUUUUGAAAUGAUAAUACGACAAGAAUAGGAUUUGAGUGAAACUGACCAUUUUUAUUUAAGAAUAUACCUUGAAUAUGUUAUUGAAUGUAUUGAAUCAAAAAUUGCUCAAAUUACAUACGACCAUUAUGAUUAUAUGAUUAAAAUGAACUAGAUAAUAUUCGCUGUAUCAGUAGUAGCAUUUCUAUUUUUAAUAUACAUUUCCUUUUUCAAGUUUUUCGAAUAUUCAAUUGGUUAGAUCAGAUAGUCAAAGCUUUUACUAAAUUUACUAGAUAUUAAGGCUAUAGAAGAUAAUUAAUAUAUUUUAACUUACUUAUAAAUUCAAAGAUGA
This is a messenger RNA of Tetrahymena thermophila SB210, 3579 nucleotides long. RefSeq names its product transmembrane protein, putative. The transcript has 7 exons. The record is from RefSeq and is a predicted model, not a curated record. NCBI's taxonomy places the organism in Eukaryota, Ciliophora, Oligohymenophorea, Hymenostomatida, Tetrahymenidae.